Molecule: messenger RNA, 807 nt
Organism: Engraulis encrasicolus (European anchovy)
Lineage: Eukaryota; Metazoa; Chordata; Actinopteri; Clupeiformes; Engraulidae
Exons: 3
Coding region: 1-807 (268 amino acids)
Biological process (GO): transmembrane transport; water transport
Cellular component (GO): plasma membrane
Molecular function (GO): water channel activity
Source: RefSeq, a predicted model, not a curated record
AUGUACGACUUCAUGCUCGUCCCCCGCACCCUGAAAGGCAGCCGGCCCCUGGAGGUGAACCAGCAGCACACCUGCAGGGAGCCUCGUCAAGCUCAAUACCCAGGCCCUAUAAGCCUGCUGCCCAGCCAGGGGAAGCAAGAGCCAGCCAGCCUCCAUCCAUCCUCGCUGCGUUGUAUGUUCUACACUGGAGCUGAAAUUAACCUUGCCAGAUCCUUCACCCCUGCCAUGUUCAAGAGGAAUUUCAUGAACCACUGGGCGUUCUGGGUGGGUCCCAUGAUCUGUGGCGCUAUGGGCGCCGUCAUGUACGACUUCAUGCUCUUCCCCCGCAUGCGCAGCCUGGCCGAGAGGGUAGCCACUCUGAAAGGCCGCCGGCCUCCAGAGCAGAACCCUUGUGGGGAGCUCAUCAAGCUCAAGACCCAAUCCCUAUACCAUAACCCUGCCACCAAGUCAGGAGAAGCAGUGGCCAAUCAGACUUAUUAUAGUAGCCCCCUGCUUCCAACAAUCCAGAUCUUCUCCCAGCAAUCCAGCUCUCCUCCUACAAACUUCCCCACGCCCCGUCACCAGCAACCCCAACUAUCAAAGACUAAUAUCUGCCCUAUUCAAGCCCCCCACCACCAUCAUACACAUAGUUUGAUGGGUGUGUAUGUGUACAGUAUGCAUGUGUACUUUGCUCACACUGACAAACUAUUUCUAACCAUCGCCACAGAGGGACAUGUGUGCACUCAAGGGGAGAAAAAGAGACCUAUGAACAAGCCAACUAACACAAUCAAGACAGCCCAGUGUAGGGUGGGCAGCGCUCAGAAAUAG